UUCCUUAUUUUUGAAGCUGCUGUGGUAAGGUCUGGACCUAGUUUGCCCCAGAUGGGAGCUUCUGGAUUUAGUUUUGGGGACCGCUUAACGGGGAUAAGGGAUGAAAUCUGAGAUUUGCCCAGAAAAAUGAGUCUGGUUUUACCCAUCUGUUUUGCUUACCUUCAUUUUUUUAGCCCUAAAUUUCCUUCUGGAUCAGCUUAGCAAAAUAUUUCUUGAGGUCCAGUAACUUAUUAUUUCCUGACUGACCGUGCGUGUCCUUCUCUGUGAAUUGAGCCCUUAGUCAGUUUGGGGGGGGGACAUGGGAGAAAAGGCCAGGUGUCUUAGAAAGCCCCAUUCUAGGGCAUUCCUAAACAUGUCUCUUUAUUUUGGAAAAGGCAGUCAUAUGAGGGAGGGGGCAUUUUGUGAAUACUUGGUAUCAUAUGAGAUAAUGGAAUGCAUAUUUUAACAUUUAGAAGUCCAGGUUGCAGCUGAAAUUUCAGGGUUUAUUAAAAGUUUAAUGAGUGUUUCUGGAGAGGAUAAUUAUAUGCUCCAUGAUUCUAUGAAAAAGUAGAUCAAGAAAAGAGUUUUCAGCAAAAUGUAGAACGGAGCAGAAGGAACUUAAUCUAAAGCAAAUAAAUCUACCAAAGCUAUUAACUGGUGGGGGGUUUCCUGAUGUUUGUUAGUUUUUCAAGUCAUUCAUGCCUGAGAUCUGAAUGGGUUUUUUAAAGCUGUUUCGUGUGUGUCCAGAACUCUCUCAGGGGAUAGGCAGUUUGCAAUCCUGUUCUAAGGAGUCGACCCUGCUCCUGUUCUUAGGGGUGAAGCCAUAAACCAGUCUGGUCUGCUGAUGGGAGUUGAGGGCCCCAAACUGGCAAAGGCUGCCGUGAACCCACUAGGCAAUUCUUAGAGGGGCAAGUCAAGUGAGGGUUUGUGUGGGAAAGGCCCUCUGCAUAUGUUUGCUUGCCCCUAGGCAUGACAACUGGUCCUGAAAUCAAGUUUCAGUUGUACAAUUGCUAUUUAACACAUCACCAAUGAGGAAAUGCAUCCCGACAAAGAAGCUGCUUCAGAGCUGGGUAAUGCUGCAGAGAACUGAACUAGAUGGAAAGAGCUGGUCUUUCCCCUGGCAGACAAGUGGUCUCUGGCCAGCAUUGAGUGAGUGUCAAACACUGGCACCCAUUUCAUGGACAUGCUCUUCUGUGUGGAUGCUGGAACCCAUCGUCAGAGGCAGUUUGCUUCUGAAUACACUAGGGCCCCACUCAUACGGCAGGUUACGUUCCAGACCCCCGCCUAAAAGCGAAACCCACCAAAAAGCGGAACUCCUUCAAUAAAAUGGUGCCCGACGCCCGAAAAACACCGUAAAAGUGGAACAAGCACCGUAUGAGUGGGGCCUUACUCUAAUUUUAGCCGCCGCAUUAGCAGAACGCCGAAAAGCGGGCCACCGAACAGCGGGGCCCUUCUGUAUCUGUUGCUGGAAGCUGCAGGAGGGGAGAGUGCUUUUGUGUCUGGGUCCUGCUUGUGGGCUUCCUAGGGACAUCUGGCUUGGCUGGUGCUGUGUGAACAGGAUGCUGGAUUGGGUGGGCCACUGGCCUGAUCUAGCAGGCUCUUAUGGAUAAUAGCUGGUGAUCCCAAGAGGGGCCCGAUUUCCCCAUUCUGCAUGUUGCUUGCAGCCUUUGGUGAAAUGCUUCCAAAGCUCAGGACCAGCUCAAGCACAAGAGAAGCGGUUCCCUUCCUCUCUCACCCCCCCCCCAUGCUGUUACUAAUUUUGCAAAGUUGUGUUCUGGACUCAAAGUCUUGUCUCCAUCCUCCAUCCCAUCCCCAUUUGCAGACCUCUUGGUCACCCAACUGCCUGAGCUGCCCUCUAUGGAGCUCUUCCGCCGAAAGCGCAUCUGCUUAGUCUCUGCACCACCGCUGGUCUCCCCUGUGAAGAGGCACGCCUCCUGCCCUGCUGCCCCAAAGCCUCAAAGGAGCAGAGCCAAGGCUCAGCCGCAAGAGACGGGCUUCCUCCUCACAGAUUUGUUCCAGACCAAGAGACUGCGGGCUGCUCCUUCCAGAGCACCAAAGGCGCUUAGCGGUGGUGGUGGCCCCUGGAGCCAGCCAGAGGGCAGAGUGGGGGAGAAGCGCCCCCUCCUGGGGGAGGACUGCAAAGCAGCGGGAGCGGAUGCCUCCAACCCUGAGGAUGCCAGCCACUCUCCAUCUCUUUCUCUGCCAGCGCCCGAGCUGGCCUCACCUGCUCCAGAGGAGCCCCCAAAGGCGAUGCCCCCCUCGGCAGCAGUCCGGCUGUUGGGUUCAUCACCAUCGGAUGCCCCAAAGCCUGUGACCCAACCACCAUGGCAGGCUCUCCCUGCUGCCAUGCAGGACCUCCCCAAGGCCGGGGCGAUCCCCACCCCGCUGCAGCCAGCGCCCAGAAUGUUCUGGACAAUCUUCGGGAACAGGGCCAAAGAAGCAGCCCAGCGGCAGAAGGAAUCGAAAUACGUCCAAACGCAUGAGUGUGCAAAUAGGUGUGGGAGGGAAGGGUCCUAGCCCUAGACCAGGGGUGAGCAACCUGUAGCCCUUUAUAUGUUGCUUGACUAUUUCCCAUCAUCAUCCCCGACUACCGCCCGCUGGGAGUUGGAGUCCAACAAUAUCUGGAGGGCUUGGUGAAGAGCCCCUCUACCAAGAGUACUGGGUGAAGAGCCACAAGCCCCAGGGCCAGGCCUUCCGGGUGGAUGCCAGCCUCUCCAUUGCUGGCCUGCUCUCUUCCUCCUUGCUGAGUGCUGCCUCACAUGCCUCCCAGCGCGAUUACAGCUUCUCGUUAUGGCAAGAGAUCCCCGAGGUGAAGAGCCGGGGUCUGCUGGAGGGCAUCACCCCACGGCAGCACCACUUGCAGGAGGCCAUGUUUGAGGUGAUCACCUCAGAGGCGUCCUACUUGCGCAGCCUCCUGGUGGCUGUUCUGCACUUCCAGAUUCUCCAGCGCUGCGGGGGGUGCUCACCAUGGCUGAGCUGCACCGCCUCUUCUCCAACCUGCCACAGGUCAAGGAUGCCAGAGAAAGGUUUCUCCUGGAGUUAGAGGAGCAGCUGGACCAAGAUGUCUUCCUGCCUGGGCUGGGCAGUGUUGUCCUGAAGCACUGCCCUGCCUUCCGCCGCAUCUACGUCCCUUAUGUGACCAACCAGAUGUACCAGGAGCAGCUCAUGCAACAGCUGAUGCGGGAGAGCAGCCGCUUCCUCCAGGUUUUGCGCCGGCUGGAGCAGCAGCCCGUCUGCCAAAGGCAGCCCCUCAAGUCCUUCCUGGUGCCGCCCUUCCAGAGGGUCAUCCGGCUCAAGAUUCUGCUGGAGAACAUCCUGAGAUUCGCUCCAGCAGACUCUGAGCUGGCCGUCUCUGUCCGGGCAGCCCACCAGGCUGUUGGGGAGGUCGUCCAUCAGUGUAACGAGAACAUCCGGCUCAUGAAACAGACGGAGGAACUGGUGAUGCUGGAGAAGCUGAUGGACUUUGCCAAAGUCAAGCCCCUCCCGCUAAUCAGUCGGGGCCGCUGGCUGGUUCGGGAAGGAGAGCUGUGCCAGGUGCUGGUCCAGGAAGCCUCCUUGAGCCACCGGCACUGAGUCAGCGUCCAGCCCCUUCACCUCCACCUCUUCAGUGACCUGCUGCUCCUCUCUUGGAGGGCCAAAGACAGGAGUGGCUGUCGCUGCUAGGAGGCAACUGAGUUCAUGAAUCCCCAGGAGUCUGGAUCAUCCGGCGUGCUGGCUUGCAGGUUGCCCAGACAGCCUCUGGUGCCGAGCUUGGAGCUUCCUAACUGUGGGCCUCCAGGCACUUUUAGCAGAGCCUUGGGUCCAUCUUUGGAUGGGGUUGGCCCAGCUCAGAGCAGCCACCCAAUGUCUAGUUGAAGGGUGGCUCUAAGCAGUACCCCCCCCGGCCAGCAAUCUGUGGGGCUCCUUGUCCUGUCCUGUGCUCCAGGAAGUGCUUGUAAAAGAUGCCAACUUCACCUCCAGACUCUCUCUUAGUCUGUUCCCCAGCUAACAGAGUUGUCCCACUCUGCUCAGUCUUGGUGUAUUUGCCUGAAGAGUGGGAGGCAAGCCAGAAGACUCUAGUUCCUUUGUUCCUCAAGAGCAGCCCAAAACGUGAGGUGUUGAGGUGGUCUCACUGCCACCCACGUGGCAUUGGGGAAGAUGGCAGGUCUGGAGCCCAGCACGGGCCUUGCUUGCAAGAAACAACGCAGGGAAUGGCCUCCUGCUUCCUGACAGUCGCACCGUCUGCUGAUCAAGGCAAUAUAGCCAAAAUGAUUCUAUAAAACCAGCAGGACUUAAUAAGGCUGUGGUGGUCUCAGCUGCCUUCCUGCCACCAUCUUUACCUCUUUCCUGGGGCCGGUUCUCUCUCCCCGUGCCCCCAGACAGAGACUGUGGCACCCCCUGAGUGCGAGGUUGAGACCACACGCAUGCUGCUUUUGGAAGAUGCAGGUGCCAGGCACUGCACAGUUUGAAUUACUGGCUUUACCUCCUUAUUUUAUCUUCUCUUUCCCUUCCCGCUGCAAAAGGACCUUGGAAACUAUAGUCCCACGGGAGUCCAGUUUUAAAAAGCAUUCCUCUCAUCCUCUGCCUAGAAGAGAACUGCGGUUCCCAGGAUGCCUUGGUUGUGAGUCACAGCGAUAUGGGUUCGAAAUGUACUUUAAAGGCAUUAUCAAGACAGGCCUUGAGCGGCAAAGAUAAUUUUAAACCUGGGUUGGGGGGUAUUCAUACAUUUCUGGGCCAGGUUCUCUGGCAUCUGUGGUUUCUGCAUUUUGAG
Rhineura floridana is the source of this 4729-nucleotide messenger RNA. Its product is annotated as rho guanine nucleotide exchange factor 19-like. Bases 2947 to 3552 code for a protein of 201 amino acids. The transcript is spliced from 11 exons. NCBI's taxonomy places the organism in Eukaryota, Metazoa, Chordata, Lepidosauria, Squamata, Rhineuridae. Gene Ontology annotation, cellular component: cytoplasm; nucleus. The record is from RefSeq and is a predicted model, not a curated record. Gene Ontology annotation, biological process: activation of GTPase activity. Gene Ontology annotation, molecular function: guanyl-nucleotide exchange factor activity.